CGCCUUGUCAACGGUACCACCCCCGCCAGCGGGCGGGUGGAGGUGCUGGUGAGCGGCGAGUGGCGGCCGGUGUGCGGCUACACCUUUGGCCCGCGCGCCGCCGCCAUCGUGUGCCGCCAGCUGGGCUUUGUGGGGGGCAGCAUCAUCUCCACCAGCGACGCCUACAGCAUGCCCAAUGUCAACGUGGUGUGGGAGAGCCUGAACUGCACGGGGGAGGAGGCCUCUAUCCUGGACUGCACCUUUCCCACCGGCUACCGAUCCUGGAGCGGCGGCCUGUACAGCGGCGGCCCCCGCAAGGAGCUGGGGGUGGAGUGCUUCCCCGAUGGCGCCGUGCGCCUGCUCAACGGCUCAGUGCCCAACGAGGGCCGCCUGGAGCUGCUGCACGCAGGCCAGUGGUGGCCUGUGUGCCGUGACUCGUUCCAGGGCAGGGCAGCGUGGGCGGCGUGCCGCUCCCUGGGCUACGCCCGCGGCCUGGCAGAGGGCCCUUACUCCAACUCCUAUUUCCGCGCCAUGGGCACCGCCACCUGGGACGGCUUGUCCUGCUUGGGGGGCGAGUCCUCCCUCUUUGAUUGCUAUUCCGGCCCUGGGCCCUUUGGCAGCGGCACAGACCAAGAGCUGGGCGUGGCCUGCUUCAACGAAACAGGCGAGGCUGUGGGCAGCACAGGCCCCCUUGCCAGCGGCCGCGUGGAGGUGCUGCGGUACGGCCAGUGGCGCCCCGUGUGCAGCUCGGGCUUUGGCCCUCGGGCGGCCGCGGUUGCGUGCCGCCAGGCCGGCUGGCUGGGCGGCACCGCCGCGGUUGCGCCGCCAGUGCCCUUUGACACCCAGGACGGCACCUCCAAUACCGUCUUCCUCUUUGGAGACAACUCGUGCAGCCCCGACAGCGGCUCGCUGCUGGAGUGCGGCUUCGAGUACACCACAUGCAGUGGCGAAGCCGCCGCAGUCACCUGCACGGACUCGCCAGGUGCGCGGCAGUGCCUGGCUGUGGGGUUCCACACUUCAAAAUGCGGAAUUCCUGCAGCUGCAGAUAGCUGGCAGGCAAAAGGUAAAAAAGGUAAAGGUGGGGAAGAGCCUCCACAAGCUUAA
Molecule: messenger RNA, 1083 nt
Organism: Chlorella variabilis
Lineage: Eukaryota; Viridiplantae; Chlorophyta; Trebouxiophyceae; Chlorellales; Chlorellaceae
Exons: 5
Cellular component (GO): membrane
Source: RefSeq, a predicted model, not a curated record